GCAAGAGCGGUUUUCACUGUAAAGUAUAUACAGUAUAACGCUUAGUGGAUAUAAUAAAACGCACUUUAUUCCUAACAUAACUAAUAACCUUUGCCGUUGAUCUCCACACAGUCAAAGAUCAGUUUGCCUUGAUGGUGGCGCCACGUCAGCGUGCAGUUUCCGUCUUUCAGGUUCCCCAUCAGGCGCCUGCACACCUCCAUGAGCUCUUUCUCUUCCUCCUUCUGAAACAGGUGAGAUAAUAGAAGCAACGGCAUUCUCUCACCAUCUUGCUGGAGCACGUAGUGUGUAGAUGGCAUGUACUCUCCAGCGAUGCCCAGCUGGGAGGCGUCGGUAGUGGGACCGUCUCCGUCCAUCUGGGAAACAAAUAAUCAUCGUCACACAUCUUAAAUUAAAGAGCGUGACAAAGAAGAGGCCAUUCACCGCCUGUUACCUCCGGGAGACGUCCUCAACAAGCUUUGUGCAGCAUGUACUUCUUGAGGCCCGUGAGCAAGGACUGUUUUUGUUUUGACACUCUUGGAUGCCUUUUCUUGGCAAAAAGUCAAGUCAUGCGCAGGAACCCCUUUGUGGUGGAAGGCUGCUGUAGGAAAGGGUCCCGCAACGCCCUUCAGGAGCUCUACAACCCCUCACAGCCCGAGCUGUCCGGCGCAGCCAUCCUUCACCAGACCAGAAGGGAUCAAGUAGCGGACGCGUGCCGGGUCUACAGCGCAUCUAGCCGUAAGCGGAGGGUCCUCACGCCAGGAGACCUCAAACAUCUGGUGGUGGACGAGGACCAUGAGCUCAUCUACUGCUACGUCCCCAAAGUGGCCUGUACCAACUGGAAACGUGUCAUGAUGGUGCUUACGGGCCGCGGCAAAUACAGCGACCCGAUGGAAAUCCCCUCCAACGAAGCCCACAUCCCGUCCAACCUUAAGACGCUGAACCAGUACAGCAUCGCUGAGAUCAACCACCGCCUCAAGAGCUACCUGAAGUUCCUCUUCGUCCGGGAGCCCUUCGAGAGGCUGGUGUCGGCGUACCGCAACAAGUUCACCCUCAAGUACAACUCCUCCUUCCACAAGCGCUUCGGCACCCGCAUCGUGCGCCGCUACCGCAAGAACGCCACGCAGGACGCCUUGCUCAACGGCGCCGACGUCAAGUUCAAGGAGUUCGCCGAAUACCUCGUCGACCCGGCCACUCAGCGCGACGGCCCUCUCAACGAGCACUGGCAGACCGUCUACCAGCUCUGCCACCCGUGUCACAUCCACUACGACCUGGUGGGCAAGUACGAAACGCUGGAGGAGGACGCCAACUACAUCCUGCGGCUGGCGGGCGUCGGCGACUCCGUGCGCUUCCCCAGCUACGCCAAGUCCACCCGCACCACCGACGCCAUGACGGCGCAGUUUUUCAGCAACAUCAGCACUCAGCAGCAGAUCCAACUCUACCACCUUUACAAGCUGGACUUCCUCAUGUUCAACUACUCCACUCCUAGCUACCUCCGGCUGGACUCUUUCUAAGCCAGGACUCUUACGGGGGUCCAAGGUCGAAACCGUGGUCAUGGGGUCUGACUUUGACAUCCAAACAGAUGCUGGAAGAAUGUGCACUUAUUAGCGCAGUAGAAUGUCAAAUCAGCUCAUUUGUAGUAAACGCAAAGAGGAAUGUUGAAGCAGGUCUUCAAGGUGUCUUCUCCCUAAUCCCGACACGUUUCAAACAAAUUACCAUUCUUCACGUUUGGGACUCUAGAAACACGCUAGAAGUCACACCACAUGCCCACGCCUCGUCCUGCUGCCUCUGAGGAUGUGAUGUCAUCGCUGGCAACGCUUCCAUCGUGUAGGGAAUUCUGUCAGUGGCCUGCUGCCUCAACAAAGUAUGGAAGUGCUAAGGGACACUUUAAGGGAUGCCCGUGAACGCAUCACGCCAUCCAGCGGCUUGCAGGCUGCGCGGGUGUGCAGGUUUUCAAGACACUGGAUCUCAUGAACCCCGCCCACACGGACAAGAACCUUCAUGCUUUUUUUUUCUAUUUUAUUGUCUUCUGAAGCCUUGCUGCAAGACAGCGAGAAUUAUUUAAACUGCUUUGUCGACUAAAGUAUUUAAUUUAGUUUUCCUGGGUGGAAAUAUUGUAAAGUUCGUCCAAUUUGUCCUAAUCCAUCGGGGUCAACACCUGCCGAACAUGCUGUGCUCAUGUCAUUUUCAUCUGAAUGCCGUGUCUCAAAUGCAACACUGCCGUCAGUACACUUCAGUAAGUAUACUCUGUACGCUGUGCACUUCAUUCCUGAGUGCGCAAAUGUUGCCAGUGUAGUGCUGUUCCGAAUCCAUUGCUGUCGUUGUGCACUCACCAGCCGUGAUUUAUCUUCCUACUUCUCCUUCUGAUGCUUCUUAUUCGCCUUCCUCUCUUUCUCCUUCUCUCCUUUUUAAUGGUGAAUUGCAACCACUGCACGGAACAUUACCACCAACAUUUGGAUUGUCUCCUCAUUUUUUUAAUUUUUUUUUAAAGAUGUCAAACUUUUUUCAAGAAAUAUAUAAUAUAUGAAGUUAUAAUUUUAUUUUGAAAAAGUAAUUAAAAAUACAUGUAUGACGUUUUCAUUUACAUUUUUUUUUUUUUUUUUAUAAAACGGGAAGAACUUACAUUGUUGUUCACUACAGCCGCCAUUAUUUCAAGUUAGUCCCUCCCCGUCUGCUACGUCGCAAAAAUGGCGACUACUGAGGUUGGUAAGUGUCCAGCACUGCGCACUCACCAUUUCGAACGUUUUGAGUGCAACAUUAGUGUAGCACUACGCUGUCAAAAUUAGCGCACUCAGGUAGUAAGUACACAGCCUGGGUCUCGAAUGGAAUCCUUCUGCCAGUACACUUCAGUAAGUGUACUUAGGUCUUGAGGAUGGUAAGCGUCCAUCCCCUCCACACUCACCCUUUUGAGCAAGUGCAACGUCCGGGGACUUCCCUUGUCAACGCACUUAUGCACUAAGUGUACUAAGUGUACUAAGUGUGGAAGCGUGCCGGCUGAGAGGCAGUGCAGUGCAGUGUAUCAUGCUUGGAAAAGUGACGAACAUGAGCGAUGCUGAGCAAUGUCAACGUUAAUAAGAACUCUCCAUCACACUGUGAAGCGCAUUAGAGGCUCUUACCUAAGCAAUACACGACAGGGCAAGACAAGGGGUCCUUUCAAAAAAACAUCUUUGGAAAUUCAAAACCACUCCAGCUUCAGAUAUUUUGAGGGGGCAAGUUGUUUGUUUGUUUUUUUUUGCACUUGACUACAGCAGACAUUGAUUGUUUUCAACAUGCAAUCGUCUCUUGGGGUUUAAUGAAUGUUAUUCCAAUUGACUUACCAGACCACCACAGUGCUAAGUAGCAAGGGUUUUACACGUUUGACUCAUACUGCACGCUCCAUUGUCUUUUAUUGUCUGUAUCAUAAUACUACAAGACGCUGUCUUUCUCUUGCACCAGGGAGAAAUAGGGCCACACUAAUAGAAAAAAAAAGGUCAUGGAUUUUUUUUUGUUUUUGUUUGUUUUUUUGUACAGUUUGGCCCAAAGGCGUUUUUCCAAAAGUAAAUAAAUACAUUAAAAACACAGACUGUCUUCAUACGCGUAAUAUUGCUCCAUUUCCCUGGACUUUGUACAUGUACAGCGUUCCCUCGGUCAUCGCGGGGGAUAGGUUCCCAAAAUAACUCGGCAAAAAGUGAAAUCCGCGAAGUAGCCAACUUUAUUUGUUUACAAUUAUUAGAUAUGUUUUAAGGCUGUAAAACCCCUCACAAUACGCUUUUCUCAGACAGGCAUUAGCAUUUUGUCACAUUUUAAACACUCUCAAAGUUCAAAUUUCGUUUUACUACGUUGAACACAAGAAAUGAUUAAGUGACUCACGCGUAUUCACUCCUCUGACUGUGCCUCGUCCUGGCGCCGUUCGGCUGUAGCGUUUGUUAAGACAUGUUGCUCCUGCCGUCAUCCUCCUCCUUGAACCGAAGAUUCAGUUAGCCGGUUAGCUUCUUCUUCUUCUUCUUCUUCUUCUUCUUCUUCUUCUAUUACAGUAUUGGCGGUUAGCAAGCAGCCCACAGCUAGCUAGUUUGCUAGUGACUAUCACAGACAUAGAUAGACGCCUCAUCGAGUGGGUUUGUCUACUGCUGCGGUAUGUCAACGUCAACGUCGCCGCCAUAUUGGAUGUGUCAAGGCUGUGCUGUAAAUGAAUACAAGUCAAUGCACUUACUUUCAUAAAGUGUCUUUCUACAAAGAAAUUAAAGUUAAUUCCAGUUAGACGCCUAACUGUUUCCCAAGUAUAUUAGUGCGUGUGUGAAUGUAUAAACGAGAGGCAUUAAUUUAAAUUUCUUUGUAGAAAGGCGCUUUAUGAAAGUAAGUACAUUUGCUUACUUGACACAUCCAAUAUGGCGGCGAUGUUGAAGUAAGGCUCAGCUGUGGCGUUUAUCUAAGUUUAUGGUGUUUAUAUUGACCACAAUAGGAAACGGCAGGAAGGAGAUUGAUUGACAAUGGUCUACAGCCAAUCAGGAUGCUGAGCACAAUGGGCGGGUUCUCCCAUAGCCAAUAAGGACUGGUGUGGCUCUAUAUUUAGCCUGCUGUUGUCUACUGUGUGUUCCUAAUAUGCUGGUACAGGCACGUAAACAUGAGGGGGGGGAAUGCAAAAUUGCACUUUAAAAAAAUCCGCAAAGGAACACUGUACUUGUGUCGCAGUUUUCUCAAACUAUUGAGACUUUACGCAUAUAUUAUUAGGACUUUAUUCCUGAAAUUUUAACUUUUUUUCCUCAUAAAUGGACUUUUUUUUCCCAGUGUGGUCCAACCAAAAACAAUAUACAUUUAUAUUCACCUAACUUUGCGACUGUGAGGACUUUUUUCUUUUCACUUUGACUUCUUUCACUAAAAAAAUUAAAUUCACCCACAUUAUAUUUAAAGAUCUUUAUGACUUGAUACUCAAAAUGAUAAAUACUGUAUAUAGAGAGAGAGAGACGCUGAGUGUUUACAACCGUGUCGAAUCUGACAUUCACUUAAAUCAUUUGUUUUAUGUAAUAUCACAACUUUAUUCUUGGAAUUCUGUUGCUUGGUUUUUCUUUUCAGUGUGGCCCUAAUGCUUUCUCACACUACAGAGCUACGUAUGAAACAAAAAUCCUUCCAUGCGACAGUGUCAUUGGGGGAGGAAGCAUCUAAUGAAUGCAGAUUCAGCAUCGCAAUGACUUAAAAAUAUCAUCAAACUUAUUGAAGAAAGUGUAAAUGUCAGCAUUGCUCAGUGAAUGCUGUCUACUUCUGAUGUUUUUCAUGAAUAAAUGAAAGGGAUGCCCACUGUGGCGGUGCAGAUGGAGCACAGGCUAAAUGUAUCCACAUUUGAUUUGUAAAUAACAAGACUGUAGCACCCCCUGCGGAAAAAUUGACCGGAUUCCCAGCAUGGCUUUCCACAACAACAACAAAAUCAAACCAAAUCCCAAUUCUUGAAUAGAAAUAAUCAACUUUGUCCCUUAUUUAAGUUUUUUUCUCUCUCUCUCCAACGAUGUCUAUUGUUAGACUGAAUGACAUAUUUGCUCAAGUCUUCAAAACACAUCAGAAGGGUUUUUUUGUUUGUUUGUUGUAAAAUGGGAUUUUAUACAGUAUUUAUGCCUUCAUUUUGCUAUUGAUGCACAGAUUUUGUGUUGUAGUGGAACAAAGCAAAAAUGCAAGUCGACUUCAUUGUCUUGUUUGGGCAAAAGGUACUGUAGAUGUGGAAAAAAGGAACGGCAGGGACCAGUAGCGGUCUAAACCAAAUUGAUACGUCCGAGUCCACUUGUGCUGGCAGGAUGGUUCAAUAAUGAAAUAAGCAGACCAUCGGGUUCUGCUUCGAGACGGGACAGAACAAAUGGGUUGUGGUUGGAUUGUUGUGAAACAUAUUGUUUCGAUAUUGUGGUUUGUAGUGCUGUUUGGAAUAAAAAUGACAACGAAGUCAGCCUCUUUUAUUUGAUUGCUUUACUGGAAUAUCUCUACACAUGUGAGUCUGUAAAAUAACAGCAGCAAGACAACAAAGAGCACAUACACACAGUUUCAAGGGGGGGAGGUGAUCCAAACCCUCAUGGCCGUGGGUGAAAAAGUGAUUGCCCCCUAAACCUAAAAACUGCCUGGGCCACCCAUAGCGGCGGUUCUUUUGGAUGUUGUUGUGGGGUCUUUUGUGACCUCUUGGAUGAGUCGUCGCUGCGCUCUUGGGGUCAUUUUGGUUGGCCGGCCACUCCCGGGAAGGUUCACCACUGUUUCAUGUUUUCGCCAUUUGUGGACAAUGUCUCUCACUGUGGUUCGCUGGAGUCCCAAAGCUUUAGAAAUGGCUUUAUAACCUUUUCCAGACUGAUAGAUCUCAUACUAAUCUCAGUUAUGUUUUAACCUGGGCGGGGGAAAUCACUUUAAAAAGUUUCAUUUAAAAACUGCAUUUCGUGUUCAAGGGGACAAACACUUUUUCACACCACUGUAUGUACAAAAAACCUAAUUAUCAAAGAUACUCGAAAACAUAAGGACAAAAAGUCACCAUUAAACAUUCAUGGAUGUCUCAGUUGUCUUUUUUCUUUUUUUUUUUUGUAAGUUUGUUCAACUUUAUUGCUUUCCGAGAGUGGAUGUCCUUAAAAUAAUAUAAAGACCAAUAUUGAAUUAAAUAAUACACAUUGAUGUUGGCAAUAAGGAUUAGCACACCCAAAGAAAUGAAAAAAAAGGCGGUGACUUUUUCUCCAUUUGUUUUCUUAGCCAAUAUUUUUUUUUAAUGUAUUUAUUUAUUUUUGCUCAUGUUCCUCUGAGGUCCUUCUGACUUCACGACUGACUCCUGCUGUCUCCGUGGACAGGUGGUGGACAAUGGAUGUCCAUAAAAUAACAGUAACAGAGGCAAAAAAAGCAGUGUCUCUUUUUUUUCUGUUUUUGAUUUGCGGCCAUCAUAAAGUGAACGGCCUUAAAAUAAUAUUGAAGUAAAGAUGAAUAUAGAAUGAAAUAAUACACAUUGAUGUUGGCAAUAAAGUAAAACACACCCAAA
Messenger RNA from Dunckerocampus dactyliophorus (ringed pipefish), 6940 nucleotides. It is a transcript of the gene chst11, whose product is annotated as carbohydrate (chondroitin 4) sulfotransferase 11. The transcript has 8 exons. Gene Ontology annotation, biological process: proteoglycan biosynthetic process; carbohydrate biosynthetic process. The coding region runs from base 465 to 1490 and encodes 341 amino acids. Gene Ontology annotation, molecular function: sulfotransferase activity. Gene Ontology annotation, cellular component: membrane. The record is from RefSeq and is a predicted model, not a curated record. Lineage: Eukaryota; Metazoa; Chordata; Actinopteri; Syngnathiformes; Syngnathidae.